AUUGCUGCUGCUGCUACUACUAGGGCGGGGAAGUGGUAGGUGUUCGCUGGUGUGACGCUUUCACCGCCGCAGCCUUACUGCAUCGAACGCGUACGUCUAAAAUAACGCGUCUCUGUCUGCGUACCUGAGACUGGUGGAUGCUAUCCUUCUCAUGUCUGAAGGGUAGGAACAGCUUCAGACGACUUCAAAGAAGCCUGCAUUCUGUUGCCAAGCGGUUCGUUGCUCCAGCGCAGACAUGUUUUCCUCAGGUCCCAAUUACGCCAAGUUGAAGACCAACUUGCGACUGACGAUGAACCGCUUGAAGUUGCUUGAACGUAAGAAAACAGAGCUGGCGCAGAAAGCUCGUAAGGAGAUCGCAGAGCACCUGGCAAACGGGAAAACUGAGAGAGCGAGGAUCCGUGUUGAGCAUAUAAUUCGUGAAGACUACCUCGUCGAAGCCAUGGAACUCGUUGAAGUCUACUGUGAUCUCUUAUUAGCACGUUUUGGCCUCCUCCAACAAAUGAAAACGCUUGAUGAGGGUCUCUCGGAAGCUGUCUCCAGUCUCAUCUGGGUGGCACCGCGACUGCAGGCUGACGUUGCCGAACUGAAAGCGGUCGCCGAUCAGCUUGCGAUCAAGUACGGCAAACCGUACGCGCAGGCGGCUCGCGAUAACGGACUGUCAACGGUGAGUCCCAAGCUUAUGCAGAAGUUGAGCGUUCAGGCGCCGCCGCGGCUUCUCGUGGAGCAGUACCUGAUCGAGAUAGCGAAGAGCCACGACGUGCCCUACGAGCCGGACAAGUCUGUUAUGGAAGAACCAAGCGACGAAGCAUCGCAGCCUCCACUGAUCGAUCUCGGCGCUGGCGCUAGACCACCCGGUUUCAUCUCUCAGCCCUACCCCCAGUUCAUGCCUGCCAGUGCACCGCAGGGACCCAUGAACUUUCCUGGGCCUCCGCCUAUUCCUAAGGCCCCACCAUCAGCUGCUCCGUUCCCAGCUAUAAACCCUCACACUAUUGGUUUCGGUGAAGGUCUGCCACCAUACAGUGCAGUGAGCGGAUUGCCCGACUUACCGUCGGUACCUUCUAGCAGCUUGCCGAAGCCACCUUCCAAGGAAGACGACCUCGACUUCGAUGACUUGACGCGCCGAUUCGAGGAGCUCAAGAAAAGGAAGUAAAGCACAACAUGCUUACCAAGAUACGCGCAUAAUUUUUUUUGUUUGCAGAUAAUAAAAGAAUACUUGUGUACUUCGUU
Rhipicephalus microplus (southern cattle tick) is the source of this 1227-nucleotide messenger RNA. RefSeq names its product increased sodium tolerance 1-like protein (gene Ist1). The record is from RefSeq and is a predicted model, not a curated record. NCBI's taxonomy places the organism in Eukaryota, Metazoa, Arthropoda, Arachnida, Ixodida, Ixodidae. Gene Ontology annotation, biological process: protein transport.